Helianthus annuus (common sunflower) is the source of this 1209-nucleotide messenger RNA. RefSeq names its product extensin-like. Bases 1 to 1209 code for a protein of 402 amino acids. The transcript has 2 exons. The record is from RefSeq and is a predicted model, not a curated record. NCBI's taxonomy places the organism in Eukaryota, Viridiplantae, Streptophyta, Magnoliopsida, Asterales, Asteraceae.
AUGACGGCGAUGGUUCCGCGUCGCAACAUUAGCGGCGUCCGGCGACUACCAACGACGCACCGCACCCGCCCGAGGUGGCGGUGCCGGCGACGGGAACAAAUUGCAGGGGAGCGAGCAUCAGGUAGCUUAGCUAUGAUGCCUCCCAGAGUUAGAGGUAGGGGAAAAGGUCCCAUGCGAGGGGGACCAUCAGCAGCAAGGCCAUCACACCGACCGACUCCGUCUGCGUCCCUUUCUGGUUCUGACUCACAUGAUCUGUGGGGUCACUCCUUUGAGCCAGCGAGACAUUCUGUCUUGUUAAGCUCUUCACCUACUUUCCAUCCAUCUUUUGGGCCACCUGUCCCAGACGAGCCCCAACACUCGCACCAUUCUCAACAUUCCCAUCACUCCCACGAAUCUCACCAAUCGUACCAUUCAUUGCACUCCCAUUCGUUCCACCAUUCGGAUUCUACCUAUUCGCCGGCGCAGUUCAAUCCGAAUGACUAUGUCAACGACUUCCUUGGCUACAACCCUUUGGGCCCUGAGGACCACUUUUCUCAGGAAAUGGAGAUGGACAACGACCCAGAUCCGGAGAUGCAGACCAGAACACCGGGCCACCCAAUAAGCAUAUCAAGUGGAUCUCCAUUUCAGGGAUCACCAUACCGUGGGCCCGAUUCAUUUCAAGAGAAAAUGGCCACUUAUGAUUGGUACUUUACUCCUUCUUACCAUAGCUCUCCAGCGCAACCACCUUUGGUUGAACCCCAGCUCCAAGCAGUUUCACCACCACCACUUCCUGUUGAGGAGCCGCCUCAGCAGCCACCUCCCGAGCCUCCAAGGCGAAGGAGGAAUGCACGUAUAUCCGUGCGAGGAGGACCACGUUAUAGUUCUCCUCAGGGUUCGAGUUCUUACCCUCCUAUUCCAGAGGACCCCCAAAUGGGUGGGCCCUCGAACGCGGCACCAGAGAUCGAUCCUCCGCCAGCUUCUUAUGCACCACCUCAGCCGCCUAUGGGUUUUGAUAACCAAAUCCCGACUUACCUAGGUUCUUCUGGGUACAAUCCUCUUGAAAACCCAUCGGGAUAUCCAUCGGAUUAUGGAACUCAAGACCCAUACCUUACAGUUGCACAAUACCAUCACCUUUACCCUUCUUCUUACCCUCCAGUUCAUCCAACUGGAUACCCAGUGCAGGGUUAUCAAUACCCGCCAUACCAGCAACCUCCUUCCUUCCAGCAGUAG